AUGCUCUCAGCCGCUCGCGCGGCGGCCGAUUUGCUGCUGCCAGAGCUGGGCCGCGGGCUGAGCACCGGCGUGGCGCUGUACGCGGCCAGCCAGGGGCACGCGCAGUGCCCGGCGUGCUCGUGCGCGCCGCAGUUCCACUGCCCGGAGCUGCGGUGCGACUGCUCAGGCCUCCAGGGCUCGAGCAGCCACGGGCCCAGCCUGUGGGCCGUGGCGCUGGCCUGCGCCGCCAGCGGGCUGGUCGGGGCCUUCACCGCCGCGCUGGCCUUCUGGCGCGCGGGCGGUCGCUUCGUGGCGGCCCGCCGCCCACAGGUCGGUGGUGACAGGGAGCCGGACUUCGAGGAGGAGGCCCGCACUGCAGCAGUGAUGGCGGCGCCGGCGCCGCCGGUGCACCCGUCAGUGGCCGCGGCAGGUGUUCAGCCCGGCGACUUCAUUGGGGUGCAGUACCACGUCGCGGGCGGGGCCCUGAUCCACGAACGCGUUGUGGUGCUCGUGCCGCCAGGGCUUCCAGGCGCGGCUUGCAUCAUCACGCCCGAUGCGGACGAGUAUGAGGAGCUGUACGUGGGCUCGCCGGACGUGCUGCGGUGGGACAUCUUCCCUGGCGGCGCGGCGGGGGGCACGAUGGCGUGGGCGCCUGGCGCCCGCUACUACAGGUUCCGCAGCCUGCCGACGCCGGCCACGCUGCUCACCGCCGCGGCCGCAGCCGCCGGCCGUCUCGGCCUUGCCGCCCCGCCUGGGCCCAUCGUGGCCAACGCAGGUGGGCGGCCGCUGGCGGCGCCGGCGGCGGCGGCCGUGGGUGCGCUGCUGCCUGCCGCUGCAGCCCCGGCCGCCGCCCCCGCUGCGGGCGUCGCCGGGCUGGUGGCCGCGCUGGGGGGCCCCGCGGGGGCGCCCGGAGCCCUGGUGCCCCUCGGGCCUGGCGGUGCGGCGGCCCCGGCCCCGGCGCCCGCGCCGGCGCCCGCGCCGGCGCUUCCAGGCGCUGCUGCCCACGCUGCUCCGCCUGGCGCACAGUCGGACGCCCGUGUGCUGCCUGUGGCGUACAACGCCCUCGGCCAGAGGAAGCUGGGCUUCUCGGAGGCUGUGCUGCGCCUCGUGGAGCAUGACUGGCCGGACUGGCCCAUCUCGGGGCCGAGGACGACGCUGUGGGUGUGCCUGUUCAUGAAGGACAACGGCAUGUCGCCGCUGGGCCGCCACAGCAAGUGGCGGUCGGAGGGCCGCCUGGCGCUGACGGACGCGGGGGUGGCCGAGCACGAGCGCUGCUGCUUCUACUUGGAGCAGAUGGUGUGCUACGAUUUGCUGAAUGUGCCGGACGUGGCUGCAGCGGAGAUGGUGUGCCGGAGCAUCCAGGUGCAGGAGGAGAGGUGGCGGGAUCGGUUCAUCACCAAUGCCGACGAGUCUCUCGACUCCCACCUCUUUUACGGCACCUCGGCCAACCGGGGCAACGUGUGUGCUCACCCCCAGCUGCUGGCUUACGUCAGCGGUGAGCUUUCCAAGGAGUACGCCGCGGCCAAGGAGAGGCCCAAGGCUCGGGGGGGGCGCCAGACCGCCAGGGCGCCCAACAACAAGAAGGGCGGCAAGGACAAGGACAAGGACUGCUACCUGGGGAUGGGCGCGAUGCCGAGCGAGCCAGGUUUUUGCGAAGAAGCCCUCCGCGAGCUUCUCAGUGGCUCCACCGUCUACUCCGAAGAUGGUGGCGCACGGGUCCCGUGCUCGAAGGAGCUGGUCUCCUGGCCUGAGGUGGGUUCCAGCCCGGUCGACCUUGUGGGCUGCCUCACUCAGGAUGAUGCUGAUUGGGCACGGGAUUGGCGACAUAAUUUGCUCAAGACGCCCGACGAGGCGCUGCUCGGGGCCCGACAAGCUUGCCCUCGCGGACCUUUCGUUGACCCUCGGUUGGCGCGGGAUCCAGUUUUGUAUGGUGAUUUUGUUCGGCGGCUUCAUCAAUGUGGUAUGCUGCGCUUCAAGGUGGCGUCCACUACCAAGCCCAUGAUUGUUGUAUUUUUUGCGAGGAAGAAGUCCGGCAAGCUGCGCAUAGUGUUCGACACGAGGUACGCCAACGCCUACUUCCACCCGGCGCCGGCGACACGGCUGCCUACGGCGGCCGCGGUGUCUUCGGUGGAGUCGGGCGGCAUGCCCCUGUGCGUGGCGGCCGGCGACCUCGACAGUGCCUUCUACCGUCUCAGGCCGAUGUCCGGCUUAGAGGACUACUUCACGCUGCCCCCGCUUUCCUCGACCCUAGCGGGCAUCACGGAGCUGGAGGGGGUCAGCAUUCCGGCAGGGACCAGCUUGGCUCCCUGCCUUAACAUCCUGGUGGUCGUGGGCGAUGCACUUCUGCCAGGCUGUGACCAUGCGCGCCAUUUCUCUGGCGGGCUUCGCGGACUCGCAGAUUGCGGAGGACGGUCGGUCCAGCGUGGCCCUGCCCGCUCGCUCAGACACGGCGGCAGCGGGCUACGUGGAGUGGACAACUUCUACGUCUUCGGCCACGACGCCUCGCUGGUCACUCAGCGCCGGGACGACGUGUCGGCCGUCUUGCGCGGGUGGGGCUUGACCGUCCACGAGGAGACGGAUGCCUCCCCCGACGCCGUGCUGGUGGGCCUGGAGCUCCGGCAGGGCCGCUGGCUGUCCAUCAAGCGCCGCAACCUGUGGCGGCUCCGUGCGGCGCUGGAUGCCGUGCUGCGCCGGGGCUGCUGCUCCAGCAAGAUGCUUGAGGUGCUGGUGGGCCACAUCACGUGGGCCUGCUUGAUCCGCCGUGAGCUGCUGUGCGUGCUGUGCUCCGUGUACCCGUACAUAGCGGCCGGCCUGCCGACGACCUCGCGGCUGUGGCCCUCCGUGCGCCAGGAGCUGUGGCUCGUCCGCUCGCUGCUCCCGCUCCUACAGAAGGACCUGAGCAGCCCGUGGCGCGACGUGGUCGGAGUGAGCGACGCCUCCGAGUUCGGAGUCGGCGUCGCCGUGCGGCCGGCGCAGCCUGACGCGGCGGCGCAGCACGGCCGCCAGUGCGAGAGGUGGCGUUACCGAGUGCACGGUGCCGAGAAGGCCCGCGAGAGAGCCCUCCGCCCUCAGCCUCUACCAUCCUCCGCAUACGACACAGCUUCGCUGCCUGCCGGACUGCAAGGCCUGGACGUCUUGGGGCUGGAAUCCUUCAUCCGGGUGCACCCGAGGGAGUUCAUGGAGGUGCCCAAGGAGUUCUUCGACGGGGCUCGCUGGGCUCCUGUUAUCGCCUCAAGGGUCGUCGUGCCCGACAACACUCUGGCUCUGGAGGGGGACGCGUGUGUCUUGGGCAUCAAGCGCAUCAUGAGGCUGACGGGCCGACACCUGCAGGAGCCGACCUCGAUGGCGGGUGCCUCGGCCUCUCGCCGCCAGGCGGAUCGCCACCGCAGAGCCGCGGCGGCUCGCCAGGUGGCGUCCGAGCGGGGGCCUUCGGGCGGCCUCUCGUUGCUGGAGCGCACGGCGGUCAGGCCGGGCACGGAGCACCUGUGCCAGGUAUACCUCCGGGCCUUUCUGCAGUUCUUCCUGGUCAUGACCAUCGACUGGACGACCGGGGUCGAGAUGGACGUCGCCCUGGCCACGUACCUGAAUUCGAUGUACGUCGAGGGCCGCGCCCCGAACGAGGGCUCCGUGCUGCUGGCGUCGCUGGCACACUACACGCCGGCGCUGCGCAAAAGGACGGCUCUGGCCUUGCCGAGGGCCUCGCGCUGUCUGGCGGGCUGGCGCCGGCGCGUCCCGACCAGGAUGCGCCUGCCGCGGCCUCGCCGGGCCGCCUUCGCCAUCGCCGGGGCGCGGGCGGCCUGGGGCCAGCCGCGCAUGGGGCUCUUCGUGAUCGCGGGCGACGGACCCUUGUGGGACUUCCUGCCUACGUCGACUGCUCGGCUCUUCGAGGAUGCGUGCCACGCCCUGGGCCUGAUGCAUUUGCAGCCGCAUCUGUACUCUCUGCGUCACCAGGGCGCCAGCGAGGACCUGCUGUCGGGCGCCAGGACGCCGGAACCGGACAUGCGGCGGGGUCGCUGGGCCACAGUGGCCUCGCUCCGCCGCUACAGCAAGGAGACCCGCCUCCUCCGGGAGGCCGCCAAGGUGGACCCCGACGUGCUGCUGUUCGGCGAGAUCGUGGAGCGCAACUUCCUGGACGCGUUGCGGGUCGGCCCCCUGCUGCCGCUGGUGUGGGCCGAGCUGCCCGCGAGCGUUGGCCGUGCUGGCGCGAGCAAGUGGGGGAGCUGCCUGUUUCUGGAGCUGUUUGCAGGACAGGGUCGCAUCGCCAAGCGCAUCCGCGACCUUGGCUACGGGUGCCUCGACCUGGACCUCGUUCACGGGGCCUGUGAGGAUCACCUCCACACCACGUUCGAGUCGGUCGUGCGCGGGUGGCUUCUGAGCAAGGCCAUUGUAGGUCUGUGGCUGGGCACUCCCUGUACGUCCUGGUCGCAGGCUCUCAGAGACCCUUUGCGCUCCAGUCGUUUCCCCAUGGGGAAACCAGGUUUGUCCGGACCUAGGCUGGACCGCCUUCGCGUUGGCAAUCGCUCUUUCUACUUUUCUUGCCGGCUCAUCCGGCUCUGCAUCCAGAUCGGCUGCCCUGUCUUUUUGGAGAACCCUCGCGGGUCGCUGCUUUGGCACGCCCCCGAGAUGGUCAAGCUUCUUUCGGAUUCGUCGUGCACCAUUCACAAGAUGGACAUGUGCCGCUUUGGCACACCCUUUAAGAAGCCGACGACAGUGGCCGGCUGGAAUGCAGGCGUUUUCCCCAGCUUAUGUAAGUCUUGCUCUGGCAAGGGUGGCAUCUGCUCGUCGACUGGCCUGCCCCACCUUAUCUUCCAAGGCCGAGACAAAGGUGCGCCUGCCCGCCUCACCGAGCUAGCUGCAGCGUGCUCGCCUCAGUUCGCCCGCGCAGAAACGUUGUAUCGGAGCGCUUCACGUAGCCUUGCGGACAGCACUAAGUUCAUCACGUUCACUGCCGUGCUGACGAUCUACGCCCUCAUAGGGGAUGACCUGCGCCUCCUCUUCACCAAUCAGCUGGUGGACCCGUGCUUCGACGCCGUGGUCUCCCUCAGCCCCCGGCCGCGCCGUGCGCGGUGA
Molecule: messenger RNA, 5049 nt
Organism: Prorocentrum cordatum
Lineage: Eukaryota; Dinophyceae; Prorocentrales; Prorocentraceae
Source: the annotation of a GenBank genome assembly